AUGCCAAAGGAAAAGGGCUACAACCCGGUGCAGGCUCAGCGGAAAGCUGAAAAGGCCAAGGCAAUCAAAAAGGGCAAGGCAGAAGCUCAAGACAGGCGCAACGAAAGAUUAGCGCGCAAGAACCCGGACCGAAUUCAGAAGCAGAUCGAUGAUUUAAAGGCCAUUUCUGCGGGCGGCGGCAAGCUAUCACGACACGAAGAACAGUUGUUAGAGGGGCUCGAGAAGGAAGCCAAAGGGGUAAGGAAAGCGAGAGAGACACUAGGCGAUAGAGCACCUUCAUUUCAUCGCGGCGGCCGACGAGAUGGGGACUCGGGUGUCUUGGGGAAAAGACGGCGCAACUCUGCAGGCUCGAGCACCGACGAGGACGUGCCAGAGGAGGUGCGCAGGAUUCCUAUGCCAAGAGACACGCCACCCCCAAUUCCAAAGGAAGUCCUAGACCAGUGGUACGCGAGACGGCGAGCACGACGAAACCCAAAUGCCGAUGCGAUGCGUGAAGAUAUGGCAAAGAAAGCAGAGGCUCCAAAGACGGAAGCACCUCCUGUCGAAUCCCAGACUGUGUACGAGGCGAAACCUGUUAUGCGAGACCUUCGGCAAGAAGCUGUUUCCGCCUUCGUACCAGCGGCUGUACAGAGGAAGCUGGACAAGGGUCGAGGUCAGGGCGGGCUGACAGAGCCUGAAGAGGCAGAUCGAUUGGAGAAGGAAGGGAAUUCAAAAUCAACCAAAGAAGCGGCUGAGGCGGCUGAAGAUACACAGCAGAAAUAUUGGACUGUGACCGUGGAGGGCAUCGAAGACAAGGACGAGUAA
Messenger RNA from Metarhizium brunneum ARSEF 3297, 804 nucleotides. RefSeq lists its product as uncharacterized. Lineage: Eukaryota; Fungi; Ascomycota; Sordariomycetes; Hypocreales; Clavicipitaceae. The record is from RefSeq and is a predicted model, not a curated record. Gene Ontology annotation, biological process: RNA processing.